Molecule: messenger RNA, 242 nt
Organism: Neurospora tetrasperma FGSC 2508
Lineage: Eukaryota; Fungi; Ascomycota; Sordariomycetes; Sordariales; Sordariaceae
Exons: 1
Coding region: 14-187 (57 amino acids)
Source: RefSeq, a predicted model, not a curated record
CGAUCGCCGAGUUAUGUGGUUCCAAAAAGUUGAAGUUGUUUUGAAGAGGCUUUGGCUAGAAGAGCAGCAAAUUACCUACAAGAGAUCCUCACAUAGGUAUAAGCGGUUGGAUUUUGCACGAUCGAUAUCGCAAUAUCACUACUUUAUGACAUUACUCCUUGAACAUGGCGGAGACGAAGAUAUUUAGGCCAACACUUGUCGAUUAGACAGAUAGUACCUAGCAACAGACCUCAUUUGAAGCC